CAUUUUCCGACUUCCGUUGUCUUGAAUCUUGAUUGAUUUUAUUUUAUUAUUGUUGAUUAAUAUUCAUUGUCUUUGUUGUUCUAUACCUAAGUAGUAUUGAUUGCGUUUUAUUCAUCGUUUUUUGUCUCGGAAAUUCAAGUAUCUGGAUUGCUUUUUGGUGGAAGUAUAACUACGAAGAAGUGUGUUCAUGGACUGCUGAUGCUGAUCAUCAACUCUGGAUUCUGUCAGAUGAGUUUAGAUUUCAGAUUAUAAGUACAAUACCAAUACUUUCCGCAGUACUAACGAAUGACUAGCAAACGUGAAUUAUCCGUUACCGAAGGCGAAUCAUCGAAUAAGCGACGUAGACUGGACGUCGAUGUUGACGAAGGAAAUUUAACCAUGCAUUGUACACCUUCACCGUUGAAAGAACUAGCUGCGAUGAGCGUAUCAGUGGCAAUCUGGCGCCAUUCUAACAUCCGUUUCUACAAGAAUCGCGGUUACGCAGCUUUACGUUAUGAUGUUCGAAACGUUCAAAAACAAGAAGAAUCGUACGUUUACGUGCCUCCCUAUGUUCAUCCAACCACUUACGAUAAAGAUAAACAACCUUUGAUGAAACCGAUUCAAGAUUCCAUCGAUGCUUUAGCUCUACCGAAGCAAAUAUCGAACGAUGUCGUAAACCAGUGUAAAAUCAAACAACGCGAAUUGCGUUUAUGGGCGCAUCGUCAUCAGAACUUGAUAUCGUUGAAAUCUUUCGGUAUCGAAGAUAUUCUCUGGAAAGCCAACGGAUGCGUCGAUGAUCUAGCGACCGUUCGAAGUAUAUUAUCGUCGUCUAAACUAAACCCAGCCCAGAAGUUCGAACUAAUGAGCCAGUAUUGUUUAGAAGAUGAUAUGAAAUCGCUACCGAGCUCGGUUCCAGGUUCAUAUAGUUUGGGAAAAUGGAAACUACGCGAACGUUUCAUGCAAUAUUAUUGGAAAUGUUAUUUUUCGAAUACUUUGCAUACAAUCGAUCUCGAGCAUUCUGCGUUAUCGCUCGAUAUGUUCAUGCUCCUGCGUCACGCCGCUUACGCUAACGAAGCAUCCUUCGAGUACUUCUUCCAUCGAUUAAGUAACGCCGAUCAAGUAUCCGCUGCGAUAACUCUGUGUUCUCAAGCUGAUUUCAAAUUCAAAUCCAUUAUGUUAUCUCAGCUCACUAAAGCGCAAUACGAUCAAUGUCUCGCGAGAUCCGCCCAUCACGUUAUAAAGGAGUUCGGAAAAUUCAUCCGGUACGAAGAUUACGUCUCAAAGUUAUGGCUCAAGUAUAAAGAGCAGAUCGAGAAAACCCAGUGGAAUUUUUAUUUAAUUAUACUCGAACUAUAUCGAUGUCCAAAAGUUGACGAAAAUACUCCAGAUCACGUUGACCGGUUACUAUUCGAGAUUUGGGAUACGGCUACCGAGACAUCAAGGCAGUUCAUGUUUACGAGAAGAUUCAACUACAUUCUAUUCCUGCAAACUUCCAGUCGACGGUGGGAAUUUCUACUGAAAAUUUAUUCCAUUUCCGAUAUUCCUGCGAGAAAUGAAAUAGAAUCCGAUGUAUUUUUUAUCGUAUUUUGUCGCUCGUUAAUCGAAUCCCAUCGAUGGUGUUUCUGCGAUACGUUCAUCAAACUGUGCCUAUCCAGCGAAGAUCGAGUAUCGCAGUUCAAAGCGCAUUUAAUGGAGAUCCCAGAAGUAAAAUCGUAUUGUCUGAGAUUAUUCAACGAACAUGGCACAGAACGAUUGGAUGAUUUAUUGGAGACAUUUUUAUCCCCCUGUAACGCCAUCUUGGAUUACAAGAAGUAUCUGUUUCAUUCUCGGACCUUACAGAUCGAUUACUGUGUCGCCGAAUUGAGAUCUGGUCGUAUCGAAAGACUCGUCGAAUUGAUCGAUUACAUCUUCAACGCAGAUUCUCGAAAAGCGAUCUUUUACCGGAUCAAUUUGUCCGUAGAAAAGAAAGUAUUCGAUAUGAUUUGCCAGUUUAUAAACAAUGGCGAAUUCGAUAAAACCAAGGAUUUAAUCGAUCGAUUACUCGUUGAUAUUUUCACCGAAGGAGUUGAUAUAGUCAAGACGAAAUUAGUAUUAACCUACAGAGAUAUCUUGAAAAAUGGUAACUUUUCGCUCUUGAAGAAAGUCGAAUGGGAUAAGUUCUUAUCCUGGUGUUCGGAUGGCGGGAUAAAACUGAUGAGAGAAUUGUUACGAGUCGACGACGUUUUCUCGAAAAUGUUCAAAAUGGUGUUCACGAAGAAACGAGAACUCGAAAUUGAAUCACGAUUGCAAGAUAUCGAUUGCUUUCUACGGUGGUAUUUCGAAUCGAAAAAUGAAAUCGACGAAUACAAAAACAAAAUGGCGUUCGAAUAUCGCCAUAUGUUGACGAAAAAAAUCAAUACGAAGAGUUUACGAGGAUUAUGCGUGAAGAAAUUGAUCUUCGGAUGGUUCUUCGACGGAAAUCAGCGACUGAUUGACGAGUUUAUGGUGAAGAUGAUGUUAACGUAGAUCACGACGAGUUCGAUUUUCAAAAAGAACGAUUUUGGUUUAAAGUUACCAGAAACAGAGGUGCUGGCAGGCUCAGAAUGGCGCAAUUUAAAAAUGCAGCUGAUACGAAUAAAAAAACCAUCAUUGGUACGGAAAAAAGUGCGCAGAUUUUCUCGAAGUUGGAUUCGUUGCUUCAGAGUGUUAC
Planococcus citri (citrus mealybug) is the source of this 2668-nucleotide messenger RNA. Its product is annotated as beta-1,4-galactosyltransferase 4-like. The transcript has 3 exons. Gene Ontology annotation, biological process: carbohydrate metabolic process. The record is from RefSeq and is a predicted model, not a curated record. NCBI's taxonomy places the organism in Eukaryota, Metazoa, Arthropoda, Insecta, Hemiptera, Pseudococcidae. Gene Ontology annotation, molecular function: galactosyltransferase activity. Gene Ontology annotation, cellular component: Golgi apparatus. Bases 286 to 2484 code for a protein of 732 amino acids.